AUGACGAACCAGAGCGUCCUCGACACCUUGUCGCAACUGUCCGACAACAUCAAGCUCACCUUCCAGCUCAUCGGCCGCCUCUCCAAACUCUCCUUCCAACCCGGAUCCACGCCGCUCCAAGGAGACGGUGACGUCCGCGUCGAGCUUGCACACGACAUUCGCGACGCCCUCAAACAGCACGACGACACGCUCGACACUAUCCGCCAGGAAAUAGAAGACGUCGUAGAGUUUGGCACAUAUUCCCAGCGUCGCCGCGACAGUCUCAAAGACAGAGAGAGGGCUCGUAUUGCUGCUCAACUAGCCCGUCUAGACGAGGACCUAAAGCAGUAUNNCGCCCGAAGCCAGUUUCGCGCCGCCCAGCUCUCAUCUAAGCGUGCCUCGGAAGCCGCUAAGCAAAAGGAACGUGAGAUCCUCCUCGCUUCUCUACAACAACCCCUCGAGCCAGACUCAACCUCGUCGACUCCAGAUCCUUUUGCUGCCCGCCGCCCUCAGCCCAAGCAACUCACACAGGACGAACUUCUCAUCAACGCCUCGACCGACGUGACUUCUGCUCUCCGCCGCACACAUAACCUGCUUACCUCGGAGCUCUCCCGUUCGCGCUUCGCACAAGAGACUCUCGACCAGUCCACAGCAGCACUCGCUGAUCUAGGUGAGCGUUACACCGAUCUUGAUUCUCUCCUCAGCAACAGUAAAAACCUCCUCGGGACCCUCGUGAGAAGUCAGAAAAGUGACACUUGGUAUCUCGAAACUGCUUUCUACAUCCUCGUCACUACCAUUUGCUGGUUGGUCUUCAGAAGACUGAUUUACGGUCCCGCUUGGUGGUUCAUCUGGCUGCCUUUCAAGUUCUUGCUGCUCAAGCCUGUCUAUCUCCUUUUUGCCAUUCUCGGCAUCACCGGUGGGUCUUCAGCUACUGCCGCAGUCUCUUCUGUCUCGUCAAGUGUUUCUAUACAACCAAGCAUUCGUAUUCAACCCAGCGCUUCAGGCGAUCGACCUACAUUCCGUAGAGGUAUGGAUCAACGCCCAGCAAACGUCGUACCAGUCGGAGGUGGUGGUGCAAAGGCCGGUUCCAAUGGCCGCCCUCAAGAUCCCAGUCCCGAGGGCAGCAUGUCGCAAAGCAUUGGUCAGAUGGCAGAAGCCAGUCGUGACCAGGCGAUACCACAGAAGGAGGAGCCACAAGAGCAGAAGCAACCUCAGAGAAGAGGAGAUGGGACAAUCCUCCAAGAAAGAGGUGACAUCCCCCGUAAUCCCAAGAAGAAAGUUUGGGAAGAAGAUGUCGAGGCGGCCAAACACCAGAUGCGGAAACGAGAUGAGCUUUAG
Messenger RNA from Aureobasidium uvarum, 1317 nucleotides. Lineage: Eukaryota; Fungi; Ascomycota; Dothideomycetes; Dothideales; Saccotheciaceae. The record is from the annotation of a GenBank genome assembly.